Messenger RNA from Cloeon dipterum, 2621 nucleotides. RefSeq names its product Nucleolar complex protein 1 (gene Noc1). The transcript is spliced from 7 exons. The coding region runs from base 133 to 2580 and encodes 815 amino acids. Gene Ontology annotation, cellular component: nucleus. The record is from RefSeq and is a predicted model, not a curated record. Lineage: Eukaryota; Metazoa; Arthropoda; Insecta; Ephemeroptera; Baetidae.
CGGUCGAUUGUUUUCGUAUUUCAUGUUCUCCACGUGUUUAACAUAAUCUGUAAUAUUUUCCUUCACAACUUUGUCAUAAAAGUCGCAGUAAGAUCGACACUUAAAUUAAAUAGGUUAGCCAGCACUAUCAAGAUGAAGUCCAACCAAUACAAUAAGUUUGGACUUCCCACUGAUGAACCACUAAAAUGGUACCAAACUGAACCAAAUGUUGAAACCAGUAACGACGUCUCAGAUUUGGACCAAAAUUUGCUAUAUAAGUAUAGCAAAGUAGCUGAGAACUUACUUGCAGAAGAAGUCUUAAAGUACAAUAACAAACAGCAUGGCAACAAUCGUUACCAACACAAUUGGAUGAAGACCAUCAUGAGCAAAGGCACCCUGGCUGACAAAGUAGCAGCUCAGAUUGUACAAGUGCAGAACUCUCCAAUCCAUUCGUUAGCCUUGAUAAACAACCUGACGUCGAUGGUAAAAGUCGGGAAGAAGAAAGAGUGCUUACAAGUCAUGGAGAAUUUAGUUGAGCUUUGGCUGAACGACCUUCUUGUGCCAGACAGAAAACUAGUGCCAUUCAGUGCAAGACCUUUACACAUUCUGGAACAACUUGACCAGGCCUUGCAACACAAGUGUUUGUUGCAUUGGUGGUUUGAAGGCAGAUUGAAGGAGUUUUACAUUGCAUUUAUCAAGGCAUUGGAAGUCAUUUCUAAGGACUCCAUUGAAAGCAUCAAGGGCAAAGCCAUUGGGUGCAUGAGUAAAUUGCUUGCUGCAAAUGCAGAGCAAGAACAAUUGCUACUGGCCCAGCUUGUUAACAAAUUGGGAGACCCUCAUCAGGAGGUUGCGAGCAAAGCAAUCCAUUACUUGCAGCUAGUGCUGAGAAAGCACCCAAACAUGCAGCCUGUGGUACUUGAGGAAGUGGAAAAAAUGAUAUUCAGACCCAACAUCCAACCAAAGGCUCAGUACUAUUCAGUUUGCUUCCUUAUCCAGUUCCACUUGAGCUUAGAGGACAAGAAUCUUGCAUCUAGUAUGAUCAACUUGUACUUCUGUCUCUUCAAGGCUUGCAUCAAAAAGGGGGAACUUGACUCUAAGAUGAUGCAAAAUCUGUUGAGUGGUGUGAAGCGAGCCUUUCCUUAUGCGAAGGACUCGUUUUCUGACACCUUGGCUGACCAUGUGGACACCCUGCACAAACUUGUCCACGUGUCUUCUUUUGGAGUUGCCCUGCAUGCACUAUGUCUAUUGCAUCAGGUGGCUCAGGCAUCCAGUUCCAUCGAAGACAGAUUUUACAGCGCCCUGUACAAGAAAAUGCUGGACCCAGAAGCCCUGAAGACUAAACACCUGGCGCUCUUCCUCAACAUUGUCUACAAAUCCUUGAAAAAUGAUAGUAAGCCAGCAAGAGUGCAGGCAUAUGUCAAGAGGCUGCUGCAACUAGCUCUCAGCGCGCAUAGCAAUUUGGCCUGUUCCAUUUUGUACUUGGUCUCUCAGGUCAUUUGCAGGAACAGGGAUCAGAUAAUUUUGGAGUUGAAAGCUGAAGAGAGCGGCACGGUAAAGUUUGAGGAAGAUGAUGACGAGGAAGAAAAAUACACUGACGUGAAACUGAAUGAGGAUGAAGAGACUGUAAAGCCUGAAAUGACAAAGCCCUCGGGAUCUUGGUCUUGGGUUGAAGACAAGCAAGGGCGGAGGCCGCAGAACUCAGAUCCUAAUGAAUAUGAGCCUUUCAGCCGCAACCCCUUGUUUAGCAAGGCAGAAAAGGUUGGCCUGCGGGAGCUGGCAUUACUUGCCAGCCACUACCACCCCACUGUGGCUUUGUUUGCACAAAAUCUAUUAGACAAAGAGAUCAUCAAGUACUCUGGAGACAUCCUUGUUGAUUUCUCGUCAGCAAGGUUCCUGGAUCGAUUCUCCUUCAAAAAUCCCAAAAAGGAAGCGCAAAAGGGACCAGUGUUUUCAAGGACCAGCCAGUAUCAACCAAAGGGCGUCAGGUCUCUCAGGAUUGACAGCACAAGGUUUUUAAAUAUAUCUGAGGAGCAGAUUCCCAAGGAGGAUCUCUUCAUGUAUCAGUACAUGCAGAAAAAAAUGCAGGCAAUGGCUGAGAAGAAGGAGGAGGAAGAGAAGGACGAAAGUGACAAUGAGAGCGUCAACAGUGAAGAAUUUGAGAAGAUGCUAUUUGGAAAUCGCAAAGACCUUGACGACGAUGAUGAUGAUGAUGAAGUGGAGGAGGAUGAAGAAAUCGAUGAAGGGUCUUUAGACUUUGAACAUGAUGUCGUGAAAGCUGAAAAGAGUGGCAAGGGAAAGAAGACAAAGAAGAGGCAGGUGCUUCAUGAGGAUGACGACGAUGAAGAUGGCGAUUUUAGCGAUGAAGAAGGACUGCCCAGUGACUUUGCCUCUGCCGAAGAGUUUGCUGAAAUGCUGCAGAACGCAGGCAUUGAUGACAAUGCUGCUGGAUCGCAUGCAGUGAGAAACGCAGAUAAUUCCCAUGCAAAGCAGCUCAAGUGGGAGCAGAACAGAGAGCGAGGCCCGUGGGGUGGAGGCGGAAACAAAAGAAAGGCAAAAGGGCCGAUGAUAAUGGGCAAAGGCAAGAAGAGAAAAACGAAAUAAGAAUAAAUAUUGUUUUUGUAAUAAAAUCAUAAAUAUUUCCA